AUGGCACGAUGUUCAUUUGACAUUCAUCUUUUUGAAAUAAUUGGCAGCUUGAUGGUUGGUGCUGGACUGGUUAUGCUUCAUCCGGGAGGAACAAUCGAUUAUGAUUAUUUGUCACUGGUUUUAGACAUUAAACAAGUUUCAUAUAUGGAUGGUGUGCCAAGCGCAAUGUACACUUUUUUUAGCUUUGUGCAACUUGAGGAAAAGAAAGAUGCUUGUAAAUAUCUUCGGUGUCUUACUGGUGGCGGUGAAAGUUUUUCUGUAAAGUUAGCCACUUUGGUCGGAAAUAAUCAUGUACAAAACUGUACAGUUAUUAACUGCUACGGACCGGCCGAGGCAACUGUUAAUAGUACAUGUCAUAUAGUUGAUAUUUCAGGAAAGGCUCAAAACAUUUCUAUUGGCAGGCCAUCUCCUAACUAUCAAUGCCUGAUCUUAAAUGAGUUUCUACAAAACAUAUGUAUCAACGAAGGAGAACUAUUUGUAGGAGGUGUAGGUGUUUUUGCUGGUUAUCUUGGUCGUGAUGACUUAACUGCAAAAGCUCUUAUUGAAAUAGAUGAUCAACUAUUUUAUCGAACAGGUGAUCUUAUUAGAAUGGAUGACAAUGGUCUUCUUCAUUAUCAAGGAAGAAAAGAUCAUCAAGUCAAACUUCAUGGGCAGCGAAUCGAACUUGGUGAAAUCGAGCGAUGUUUACUUAACAUUACAUCUAUAUCUGCGUGUGUUGUCAUGAAAUGGAAUGAUGAUUAUUUAGUUGCUUAUGUUGAAAGUUGUGAUAUUCAUGAAGAACAACUACGUGAGCAUUGCCAAUCUCAUCUUCCGCCACAUAUGGUUCCAUCGAUAUUUAUCAUACUUGAUAAAUUACCUUUAAAUCCAAAUGGAAAAAUAGAUCGAAAACUUCUACCGCCACCUGAUUUUUCAUCGUCAACUGAUAAUAUUGAUGGCAAUGUGGCGCACACUACUUUAGAAAAACAAUUACAAGAUAUAUUCAGUGAAGCUUUCCAUAUUGAAUCUCCUCGUAUUGAAAUUUCUUUUGGUCAACUUGGUGGAACAUCACUCGGUGCUAUCCUAGCACUUACACUGAUUCGUCAAAAGGUCUCGAAUAAAGUUCACAUUGGUCUUUUAUUUACCAAUCCAUCUAUUCGACAGCUGGCUAUAGCAAUAGAACCUUUCUUGAUUUUGAAUCAAUCACAAGAGACAGUGUUUACAGCCAAUCAAUCUGUUGAAACACAUGCUCGUUUUUCACCUUCGUUUGUUAUAGAAUCUGUAGGUAUUGCACUCCUUGUUUGUCAGUGGUUCUUGCCAAUCAUGGUGAUUCAUCGAUGGUGCCCAUUCCUUUUCCCAGUCUUACCAGCGUUUCAUCUUUUAUUCUAUGCCAUCUGCUCACAUUUACUAUCACCGCGAAACAUCAAUGAUGACAAUGUUUUCUCUUGUAAUUAUUAUCAAUGGUGGUUCUUAGAUCGACUUUGGAAUAAUAAUACAUUUUGGUUGCAGCAUAUACUUGGCACACCACUUUACAAUUAUUAUCUCUGUCUUUGUGGUGCGCGAAUUAGUCUCAACACACAUAUUUAUACUACAAUUAUCGAUGCUCCAUGGUUGUUAGAAAUUGAUGAUGGAAGUUGGAUUGCUACUGAAACGUAUUUGAACUGUUUAUAUUUUAAUGAUGAUAACACUUUCAAACUGAGUCCAAUUAGAAUUGGAUCUAAUUGUUCAAUCGGUACACGAUCGGUUCUAUUUGAUGGUGUUGAUAUGCAAAAUAAUAUUAUUGUUCAACCAAUGUCAUCAAUUACUGGCUUCGUCGCAUCUAAAACGAUUGUUGAUGGUGAAGAACAUAAAUCUCUUCCUUCAGACAUUCCCAUCGUGCAGAGUAACAGAUCAUUAUCCAUAUGGCAUAAGAUCUACCAAAUUGUUGUAGUCAUCUCGAUAAUCUGUAUUCAUUGCACACUUUUGAUCAUAGUAUAUAAAGUUUAUUCAGCUAGACAAAUACCACUACUAUUUAGUAUUGCUUUUUGUUGGACUCUAUGGUCAAUUAUUGGUUGUUUUAUUUCGCUUCUCCUAUUGAAAUUCAUAGUAGGGCCCUGUACUACUGGCGAAAUAUAUCCGAUAGCAUCUAGGUUAUAUUUACAAAAAAUAUGGCUUCGUCAAUUAGUUGUAUCUAGUUUUCAUCAUGCUUGGUUAUUACUGGGUGGCUACAAUUAUCUUUAUCCUUAUAUUCUUCGUUGGUUAGGCGCUCAUAUAGAAGAGAAUGUCAAACUCGCUGAGAUAGGUACUUUUCUUUCCUGUCCAACAAAUCUGUUAAAACUCGAAAUGGGUGUUACUGCUUUUGGUGGAGUCUUAAUAGUUCCUACUGAGUUGACGCUCUUAGGUGAUCAUCGUGUAGAUCAAAUAAUACUUGGAUCUCAUACAAACCUUGCGAAUGGAUGUUCAAUCUUGCCUGGUAGUUACCUUGCAUCUGAGACAAUGAUUGGCAAUUUAACACGCAUCUCGCGAGAGACAAAAAGUAAAUACAGAGAAGUUUUCAUGGGUGUUCCAGCUCGUACAAUGCCAUUUCAAAUGCCUCCAAGGCUAGAAAUACAAGAUGAGAUUGAAAUCAUACCAUUUUGGCAUACAUGUUUGUCUCAUUAUGUCAGCAAAUGUCUUUUAUUAAGCAUUUAUUCGUUUGGUGGUCUUGUUGGUGGAUCAACCAUUCAUACAAUACUUGUCUGUAGUCUUAAUCGAUGUCUUUCAUAUAAAAAACGCCAUCAAAUUGUAGAACAAAUAAUAGGAAGAAUGAGUCAAGAUUAUGAACAAUUUAUUUGUCCAUUUCUUGGUAAUACACAAUGGCUCAUUCGACUAUUUCGAGCAUAUGGUGCUCAUAUUGGUGAGAAUACUAUAAUGCAUGAUAUAUCUAGUAUUACCGAUUAUCAUUUGAUGAGUAUUGGAGAUAACGUUCGACUUAACGCUGGUACACAGAUACAGGGUCACAGUUUCGAACAACGUAUUUUAAAACUAGCUCCUGUAUCAAUCGAUAGUUCAUGUGUACUCAUGAGUGGCUCAAUCGUAAUGGCAGGCUGCAAACUAAUGGGUAACAAUCGUAUUUAUCCCGGGACACUGAUAAUGAAAAAUGAUCAGUUACCAUUAAAUACUCAUUGGAAAGGGAUUCCUGCACGAUCUUGCACAGUAAAAGCAAAAUUAUCUCAGCCGACAAUAGUUCAUGACGAUCUAGUAAAAUAUCAGCAAGGAUAUGAGACAACUAACAAAUUCUUUCUCUGGAACGAACGAAUUGCAAGUAUCUAUACGAAUGUAAACGAAUUACAAUUUAUGAACUAUGGCUAUGCAGAUAUGGAUGAAUAUAUCGAUGAUCAUACUGGCUAUUAUUCAAGAAAGCUUUAUGAACAGGUUCUUGCAAAUGUGACAUUAACAGAUCAGAAUGUCCUUGAAAUUAAUUGUGGUAGAGGUGCUGGUGCUGCAUGGUGUGUUCAUACUCAUAAAUCUCACUCUUACAUUGGAACAGAUCCUUCUCAAGAUGUCAUUAACUUAUGUCAACGACUUUAUUCGACAACUCCUCGACUUUCUUUCGUAGUAGCUGAUGCAACAAAACAUUUACCGUUCGAAAAUGAGUCAAUUGAUAUUAUUCUUUGUAUUGAAGCAACACAUGCUUUCGACGAACCAAUAGCAAUCACACAGUUUGCUAAUGAAGUCACUCGUGUACUUCGUCCAAAUGGAUAUCUUCUAUGGUGUGAUUUUUGUUACAUAAAUGGAUCAGGUACAUCAGUUUAUGAUCUGAUAGCAAAUGAUGAAUUAAUUAUUGAAGAAAAGAUUAAUAUUACAAGGAACGUUCUUCAUGCACUUGACAUUCAAAAUAAAUCUCGUACUGAUUUCAUUCAACGUUAUAUUCAACCUGAAGAACAAGAACAUUUUCGUCGGUUUGCUGGAUUACCUGGUACUCAAGUUUAUGAAGACAUGAGCCAAGAACGUUCACAAUAUUGGCGAGUUGUAUUUCGAAAGAAGACAACAAUAGAUGUAUCUACCAUCUGA
Molecule: messenger RNA, 4008 nt
Organism: Adineta steineri
Lineage: Eukaryota; Metazoa; Rotifera; Eurotatoria; Adinetida; Adinetidae
Source: the annotation of a GenBank genome assembly